This is a messenger RNA of Capsella rubella, 291 nucleotides long. RefSeq lists its product as uncharacterized. The coding region runs from base 1 to 291 and encodes 96 amino acids. The record is from RefSeq and is a predicted model, not a curated record. Lineage: Eukaryota; Viridiplantae; Streptophyta; Magnoliopsida; Brassicales; Brassicaceae. The transcript is spliced from 2 exons.
AUGAAUAUGAGAAAGUGCAUUACAUUGGUAUUGUUGGUCGAAGCAGUAGUAACGACAACAAUGGGAGGAGAGGUAGAAGCACUUUCAUGUUGGGACAAGUGCAUGUUCGUGUGUGGUUUCAAACUAAACACUAAAGAAUUUUGCACCCAAAAAUGUCUAAAGCAAUGCCACUUACCACCUCUUUUGCCAUCUCAAUUAUCGCAUUAUCGCACUAAUCGUUUCGAUCAAACAUUUUUGACAACUAACACAAGUGCACAACGCUCGGUAGUGUUUUGCGUUUAUGCAGAAUGA